GAAAAAAAAAAAAGAAAAGAGAAAAUGAAAACGGAAAACCUCUCUCCCCCUCUCUGUCUCUAUAUAGCCAGCAAUCGCUCCUUCAGUUUCUCAACUGACCUCUGUCUUUACAGUACUGCUAGUUAUCAUCAAAAGGUCUGUUCUUCAUAGCUCAUGGGAAGACAGUAGUUGCUUCCAAUGUAUUCGAAAAGAUCAGUCGAAGGGGAUGGGUCUGACUCAAGGCCAGUUCGUACAAGUGAUAGGCUCAGGAGUAGGCCAAAGUUCUAUAAUCGCCCAUACUUGUAUUACACUCCUACUAUCAUACGGUCUAAGAGGAAAAAGACCAAAACAAGGACUGCAGCUGCGCAAAUAGCAAAGAUGUUGCGGGAAAAGAGAUCAUCAAAAGCUAAUUCAGUGGCAACCAAUCUUAGGCGCUCUACUAGGAAGAGGAGGGUUCCUAUUAAUCUUGAAGAAUACACCGACAGUUCCGGAACAGAGGAUAACGACUUAAUGAUUCCUAGGUACAGAAGGUCUAGGAACAGAGUAAACAAUAACAGUGCAAGCCAAGAUGAGUUGACACCCCGUCGCGAAGGGCUAAGACCUCGCCGGGAAGGGCUUCGACCUCGACGUUCACGAGCAGGUUCUAGAGAAGGUUUAAGUAUAGAAUCUGACGAGGAACAAAGUACAUCUGAUGAGAAAGGGGCAAAUGACGAGCCAGAAAAUGGGAAAGACAUGGAGGAUAAUGAUGCUGAUGAUGGAGAGGGUGAAGAUGAGGGUGCUGGUGAGGAUGAUGCUGGGGAGGAUGAUGGUGAAGAGGGAGAGGAAGAUGGUGAUGAUGAAGAAGGUGAAGAGCAAGAGGGUAGACGGCGGUAUGAUCUUCGCAACCGUGCUGAUGUCCGCAGGAUCUCUAUCGAGCAAAGUAAACAAAUGCCAAGAUCUCCCCGUAGAAUACUUCAUCAAGGAAUGGGAACGAAAGUAGGCAGGGAUGGGAGGAGGGGUGGGUCGCGAGUUCAUAAACGUCACCGCAUGACACGAGCUGAAGACUCUGAUGAUUCCCUUCUAGUAGAUGAACUUGAUCAAGGUCCGCCAAUCCCUUGGGGGAGAGGUGGCAGCAGGACUGGGCCACCUUGGCUACUUGGGGGACUAGACAUGCAAGGGACAACCUCAUGGGGUUUAAAUAUUGCUGCCUCCGGUUGGGGUCAUCAAAAUGAUGCUCUCUCUAAUUUGACUUCUGGCAUCCAAACUGCUGGUCCAAGUUCCAAAGGUGGGGCUGAUAUUCAGCCUGUUCAAAUUGAUGAGACUGUAAGUUUUGAUGAUAUAGGUGGUCUGUCUGAGUACAUUGAUGCUUUGAAGGAAAUGGUGUUCUUCCCACUGUUAUAUCCAGACUUUUUUGCUAGCUACAACAUUACCCCACCUAGAGGAGUCUUAUUAUGUGGUCCUCCUGGCACAGGGAAAACAUUGAUUGCUAGAGCAUUGGCAUGUGCUGCUUCAAAGGCUGGGCAGAAAGUCAGCUUUUAUAUGCGAAAGGGUGCCGAUGUGCUAAGCAAAUGGGUAGGCGAAGCUGAAAGACAAUUGAAAUUGUUAUUUGAAGAAGCUCAAAAGAACCAGCCUUCUAUAAUCUUCUUUGAUGAAAUAGAUGGGCUUGCUCCUGUUAGGUCUAGCAAGCAAGAGCAAAUUCAUAAUUCAAUUGUAUCAACUUUACUUGCCUUAAUGGAUGGUCUUGAUUCUCGUGGACAAGUAGUCUUGAUUGGAGCAACCAACAGAGUUGAUGCCAUUGAUGGAGCCUUGAGGCGUCCUGGGAGAUUUGAUCGUGAGUUCAACUUUCCCUUGCCUGGCUGUGAAGCACGUGCUGAAAUUCUAGAUAUACAUACUCGUAAGUGGAAGCAACCUCCUUCAAAGGAGCUAAAGUUGGAGCUUGCAGCUAGUUGCGUGGGAUAUUGUGGAGCUGAUUUAAAGGCUCUAUGCACUGAAGCUGCUAUACGUGCUUUUCGCGAAAGGUAUCCUCAAGUUUACACUAGUGAUGACAAAUUUUUAAUAGAUGUUGAUGCUGUGACGGUGGAAAAGUACCACUUUGUCGAGGCUAUGUCCACAAUCACUCCAGCUGCUCACAGAGGCUCCAUUGUGAACUCUAGGCCAUUGUCACCUGUUGUUUCACCAUGCCUACAAAGACACCUGCAAACAGCAAUGAAUAUUAUUUCUGACAUCUUCCCUGCUCAAACAGUUUCAUCAGAGGUCACCAAGCUUUCGAUGCUUUGCUAUGGAUCCGCUAUUUCUCUUGUCUAUCGGCCUAGGCUUUUGCUCCACGGUGAUGAUGGUGUCGGACUGGACCAUAUUGGGCCAGCUGUUUUACAUGAACUGGAGAAAUUUCCUGUUCACUCUCUCGCACUACCAUCUUUACUUUCUGAUCCUGGUGCCAAAACACCAGAGGAGGCAUUGGUGCACGUCUUUAGUGAAGCCAGGAGAACAACACCGUCAGUCCUGUAUUUGCCUCAAUUCAACCUUUGGUGGGAGAGCGCUCACGAUCAACUUAGGGCUGUACUGCAGACACUGUUGGAAGAAUUACCAUCAGACUUGCCUAUAUUACUAUUGGGAACAUCCACCACUCCACUCGCUGAGAUAUGUGAUAGUCCAUUCUCAAUAUUCUCUGACCGCAAUGUUUUUCAUUUGAUCUCACCAUCAACCGAAGAUAGAUCUUUGUUUUUUGAUCGUUUGAUAGAAGCAGCAUUGUCUGUACAAUCUGAACGUCUGGUCAAGGAUUCAGCUUGUAAGGGCCUUCCUGAACUUCCAAAAGCACCAAAAGUGGCUACAUCACCGAAGGCCUCUGAGUUAAGGGCCAAAGCUGAAGCUCAGGGUCAUGCUCUUCGCCGACUGCGCAUGUGCCUUCGGGAUGUUUGUAACCGGAUGCUCUACGAUAAACGUUUCAGUGCCUUUCAUUAUCCAGUCAUGGAUGAAGACGCACCAAACUAUCAUGCAAUAAUCCAGAAUCCUAUGGACAUUGCUACUUUACUGCAGCGAGUUGACAGUGGAAAGUAUAUCACAUGUAAAUCAUUCCUCGAGGAUUUCGAUCUCAUUCUAACUAAUGCCAAGAAAUAUAACGGGGAUGAUUACAAUGGAGCAAGAAUCGUUAGUAGAGCUUAUGAACUUCGAGAUGCUGUGCAUGGUAUGCUAUCCCAGAUGGAUCCCUCCUUGAUUGCGUUUUGUGACAAAAUAGCAGAUGAAGGAGGUCCUGUCUCCUUGUCUGUUGAUAUAGGUGGGUCUGCAGUGUCGCAAGCUCCUGUUAUCCAGAUGAUGUCUAUGACUAGGGCUAGUGCCCGACUCCGUAAUGUCCAGCCUGAAGUUAAUCUAGAUCAAAGCUAUGAAGCAAUCAAAAGGCAGAAGAAACAUGUCGAUGCUUCUCAAACAGUUUUGGUGGCAGAAGAGGGAUCAGAGCAUGAUAUAGUUCCGCCUAAUCCAUCUGAAGAUGCUGAAGUGAAUAGUACAGAUGAGCAAAUUCCAGAAACUCCAGCAACCAACAGCAACCAGACUGAAAAUCCUGAUUGUACGCAGGAUGUUACCAUGACUGAUGGAGAGCUUUCCAGUCAAGUUGAGUUCAUCAAGCAGCUUCUUUUGGAGCAUUCAAAAGACUAUGGCGUUCCACAGCUUGAAAGACUGUAUGCACGUGUAAUGAAGGGCGUUUUUGAAACAAAAAGCAAGGCUAAGAUCGAAGAUCUUAAAGCUUCAAUUUUGAGUUUCUUGUUUGAAUUUGCCAAGGAUCGGUCCAAGUUCUGAUUACAUUCUUCUAGAUUCAAAAUACAAUUUUCCAACA
Sesamum indicum (sesame) is the source of this 3784-nucleotide messenger RNA. Its product is annotated as cell division cycle protein 48-related / CDC48-like protein. Gene Ontology annotation, biological process: nucleosome disassembly; transcription initiation-coupled chromatin remodeling; nucleosome assembly. Lineage: Eukaryota; Viridiplantae; Streptophyta; Magnoliopsida; Lamiales; Pedaliaceae. The record is from RefSeq and is a predicted model, not a curated record. Gene Ontology annotation, molecular function: histone binding; chromatin binding; ATP binding. Gene Ontology annotation, cellular component: nucleus.